This is a messenger RNA of Cryptosporidium ubiquitum, 537 nucleotides long. RefSeq lists its product as uncharacterized. NCBI's taxonomy places the organism in Eukaryota, Apicomplexa, Conoidasida, Eucoccidiorida, Cryptosporidiidae. The transcript has 5 exons. The coding region runs from base 1 to 537 and encodes 178 amino acids. The record is from RefSeq and is a predicted model, not a curated record. Gene Ontology annotation, biological process: endoplasmic reticulum to Golgi vesicle-mediated transport. Gene Ontology annotation, cellular component: TRAPP complex.
AUGCAAACAAAACAAUCUGUUGAUUUACUAAUAUACAGUUUGACAAUAUUCCAUAGACAAGCAUGCGUAUUUCAUGUAAAUGUUGUAGAGGCAGAAUCAUCGAAUUAUUGGAGGAACUUUCUUUCAAAAUCUUCGCAUAAAGAUGAAGUUUGCGAAUCUCAAUGCGCUUCAAAAAAGCAUAACUCAAAAAAAUAUUACAGGCAUAUCCGUCUAUUAAAUGGGCUUCUUUUUUCAAUGAAGUCUUUUUGUAAAAGACUUAUACCAAACGUUACUAAUGAUCAGGAUGGUUUUAUUUCUUAUACCACUGAGUUAUACAAGUUGUAUUGUUUUGAGACACUUUCAGGGCAUAAGUUUAUCUUGAUGGUGCAUCCAUCAAUAAAUUACGGAAAUGAGCUAUUGAGGCAACUUUACUCAACCAUAUAUUUAGAAAAUGUUAUUAAAUCACCUGAAUAUAACUAUGGAUCUUUAAUUGAUAAUCAAUUGUUUGAAAGUUCAUUGGGAUCAUUUUUUAAACAAUAUAUUCAAGAAAUGUCAUAA